UGCGGCCACUGAUCAUAUCGUAGACAGGAAUGCCUGUGCUGCUGUUGCUGUCCUCGUCAACGACCGGUUGUAUUUGUCUGAACCGGUAGUCUGAUAGCUCUGUGAAGAUAUGCCCUGCAAGGACACCAUGACCAUCAUGACGCUGCUGCUAGUCCUGGGAUGCGGAUUCCAGGCGGGUCAUAUAUCUCUGCCCGCAAUCAGGGCAAUGGCAGUCGGAGGCUGUGCACAGGCUGGUUCGGCCUAUCAAUAUCAAGCGCGAGCACGAUAUCUUAAUGAGUACAUUGGAUGUGAUACAAGCGUAUAUACGUUUUGCGUUUUGUGAAAAGCGACUCACGCGCACCAUCAUCGGCCCCACCGUCGAAUGUAAAAGGGAUACCCAUAAUAUAGCA
Messenger RNA from Gamsiella multidivaricata, 389 nucleotides. RefSeq lists its product as uncharacterized. The transcript has a single exon. The coding region runs from base 110 to 322 and encodes 70 amino acids. Lineage: Eukaryota; Fungi; Mortierellomycota; Mortierellomycetes; Mortierellales; Mortierellaceae. The record is from RefSeq and is a predicted model, not a curated record.